AUGUCUAGCUCCACAAAAUCCGUCAAGUUCGUCGCAUCGGGACCGUCGGGGCUGCCGGUCAAGCGAAAACAAGUGCAACAAGCAUGUGAAGCCUGUCGUAAGCGUAAGAAACGAUGCAUCCACACCGACGGACAGCAACAGCAACAGCAACAGCAACAGCAACAGUCCCUGGACGAAGAUGGCGAUGACCUGAAGAGCCCUUCAUCGAAUCUAUCCUCUCGGGCCCGCGACGGCCGCCCCCCGCGUCGCAACCUCCCGGACAGGUCGCCUGUCAGACAGCAUGGGAUGCCCACCGCUUACCCAUCUGGGCGCUUUGUGUGCGAUACGAAUCCCGAGGGAAUGUUUACCGAGGCCGUUGGAAACACCACUCCCACUCCCACUCCCACUUACCAGGAAAGGAGGUUCGUCUGCGACACCAACCCCGAGGGCAUGUUCGCCGAGGCCACGGGCCCGCCCCAGGACCCGGCCGCUUCUUCCCGCAACGACGAAGUCGGCGUGUGGGUGCCUUCACGGCCCCACAGAGGACCCUCCCCCCCCUCCCCCUCUUCCUCCUCCUCCUCCUCCUCCUUCUCAUCCUCUGGCUCCAAGACCCAAGCUCCCAACGCCCCGGCGCCCCGACCGUCGAUCCCUUUCGACCCCAUUCUCCUGCCCUACGUGCGGGAACACUGUCUCCCCUGCGUCCCGCCCGACAAGGACUUCCGGCAGCUCAAAAAAGUGUACAGCCGUAAGAUCCACCCCAUCUACGCCCUCGUCCCGGACUCGGUCCUCGGCGAAGACGACAGCGAAAACUCCCCCGCCCACACCGUCCUGCGGCAGGUCAUCUCCCUCGCGGCGUCGACGGACCCGUCCAUGGCGAACCACCUGCGCCUGAAGAACAAAGGUCCCGCCAAGCUGCCCCUGGCCGACUUCACCAACGCGCUCUCCGGCGCCAUCCGGACCACGCUGGCCACCAGCCUGAUCCCGGACAGGACCGUGCACAUCCGGGUGCUGUGCAUGCUUUCGCUGUACUUCCAGCCGUCGAGCGCCGACGAGAGCGAGGUGCCAUCCCAGUUCUUCGCCGAGGCCGUCCACCACUGCCAGACGUUGGGGCUCCACCUGCUCCGCACCGGCGACCCGGCCCUCGAGACGCUGUUCUGUGCCGUCUGGGCCCUCGACAAGAUCAACGCCGCCGCCAACGGCCGGCCUCGCCUGCUGUACGAGUGGGACUUUGCCGCCAGCGUCGACGAGUGCAUCGGCCGCCAGGAACCCUGUUUCCGGCUGUUCCUGAUGGUCUCGCGCUGGCUAGACCGGACCAUCGACCUCUACCGACCGGCCGUCAGCGCGGACGCCCUGGGCGAGAACAAGCCGUUCGUCGAGCUCCCGGUCCUCGAGCCCCUGAUCGUCGAAGCCAACGCGCUGGAGGUGCCGACCUUCCUCGUCGCCACCAUCGAGGUGUUCUACCACGCCGUCAUCAUCCUCUCCUGCCGUCUCCCGCGGCCGGGGGCCGGGUCGAAAUACGCCUCCAACAUCCCGCCGCCCAUGGCCAACGCGCGGCGGUCGCUCGCCUCGGAACGCAUCGCCAGCAACGUGAAGAGGGAGAAACUCAGCCCGGUCCCCUUCGUGCCGUAUGCCGUCUCGCUCUCGCUGAGCGUCGAGUACAGGAAGAUGCGCCACAGCGCGCUGCCCAUGUUCCGGUCCCGCGCGGUCGAGGCGUUCAAGGCCAACUGCGAGCUGCUGAAGCGGUACAAGGGCGUCUUCUGGAACGCGCGCGUCACCUAUGGGCUGGGGGAGAGGUUGUUGAAGGAGAUGGAGCGCGCUGCUACGUCGUUGGCGCAGGAGGCCGCGCAGGAUGCGGCGACGCAACAGCAGCAGCAGCAGCAGCAGCAAGGUUACGAUGUGGCGGUGAACGGGCUGCCGAAUCUCGAUGCGAUGAAUUUCAACUUGGAUGUGUUUGGCCAUUUCGAUCCCAGCUUUGACUUGACCAUGGCUGAUAAUGCGCUCGAGGGCAACUUGGACAUUGGGUUGCCGUUGAACUGGGGGGAUUGGGAGCAGACGGGAGCGGCCACGGGUUGA
Molecule: messenger RNA, 2052 nt
Organism: Sodiomyces alkalinus F11
Lineage: Eukaryota; Fungi; Ascomycota; Sordariomycetes; Glomerellales; Plectosphaerellaceae
Exons: 3
Coding region: 1-2052 (683 amino acids)
Biological process (GO): regulation of DNA-templated transcription
Molecular function (GO): zinc ion binding; DNA-binding transcription factor activity, RNA polymerase II-specific
Source: RefSeq, a predicted model, not a curated record